AUGGCAAGAAUGCAAUUGCAAGUUCAACAUACGAUAUUCAUUCUUCUAUUGUUAUGGCACAUAACAACUACUAGUACUUCACCGACCUCAUCAAAAUUUGCAGCGCCGGCGAUAGCAAAGCCUAAUUGCAGAACGCACUGUGGAAAUGUUAGCAUCCCAUACCCUUUUGGGAUUGGACCAAAUAAAGAUUGUUACUAUGAUGAAUGGUUUCAACUAGAAUGCAACAAAUCUACUGGGGACAAGCCAUUCCUGAGGCUGGCCCAGCUGGAGGUGCUGAGCAUUUCUAUCAAAGGCAUGCUUCAGUUUAAGUACCCUGUUACUUUCUUCAGCUGCAAGGGAAAGGAAACUCGCCAAGCUCCAAAUUUGACUGGAAGCCCCUUCCUAUACUCGGUGACGCACAAUAUUUUCACAGCUGUGACUUGCGGUCACCUUGCCACUGUGAGAUCAGAAAAGCAUGUUUUUCACGGAUGCGAAUCAACUUGUGAUUGGAGUACAAACAAUACUAAUCGCUGUGAUAUCGAAAUUAACUGUUGCCAGACUAACAUUCCUCCAAAUCUCAGUGUUUUCACUACUGAAAUACAAGGAAGAUAUCAAAAUGGCGGUUGCGGCUAUGCAUUUCUUGUUGACCAAGAUUGGUUUGUGAACAAUUUAUCAAGUUAUAGAGCUAUCCAGGGCAUGGACAGCGUACCUGUGGUGCUAGACUGGAAGAUCAGCUUAGACAAUACUUCACUCAGAUCCUUUAAAGGAUUUAUUGGAACAGAGCCAGAUUAUUAUGAUUUUGAACGGAACUAUAUUAUUGACUCAACACCCUAUUGUGAAAUAUACAAUGCCACUACUUCUUCCACAUACAAUAAGUCAAGCCUUCACUGUUCCUGUCCGGCGGGCUUUGAAGGAAAUCCUUAUCUUCUCCACCCUUGUCAAGAUAUUGAUGAAUGCAAGGACCUUAAUCAGUGUACCGAUCUACUAGCUUUAAGGGAAUUCGGAGGCAGUUCUAUAUGUCUUUUCAUGGGUCCUGGACUAUUGUUACUACUCGUUGGGGCAUGGCAUGCAUACAAAGUCAUAAAGAAAAGGAAAAACAUCAAACUCAAGGAAAGGUUUUUCAAACGAAACGGUGGUUUAUUGUUACAACAACAAUUAUCAUCAGGUGAAAUCAAUGUUGAGAAAAUCAAGUUGUUCAAAUCAGAGGAGUUAGAGAAGUCCACUGACAAAUACAACAUUGAUAGAAUUCUUGGUCAGGGAGGCCAAGGUACCGUCUACAAAGGCAUGUUUGCAGAUGGAAGAAUCAUUGCGGUAAAGAAGUCUAAGAUAUUGAAUGAAGGCCAACUUUCAGAAUUCAUCAAUGAGGUUGUAAUUCUUUCACAAAUCAAUCACAGAAAUGUGGUUCAAUUAUUAGGUUGUUGUUUAGAGACUGAAGUUCCACUCUUGGUUUACGAAUUCAUACCAAAUGGAACCCUUUCCCACUAUAUUCAUGAGCAUAAUGAAGACUUUCCACUUACAUGGAAAAUGCGGUUACGAAUUGCCACAGAAAUUGCAGGAGCUCUAUCUUACUUGCAUGGUGCAGCUUCCUUUCCUAUUUAUCACAGAGACAUCAAGUCUACAAACAUACUCUUAGAUGAGAAAUACAGAGCAAAAGUUGCUGACUUUGGCACUUCAAGAUCAAUUAUGAUAGGCCAGACUCACUUGACCACAGUUGUACAUGGCACAUUUGGUUACUUGGACCCGGAAUACUUCCAAUCAAGCCAAUUUACAGAGAAAAGUGACGUCUAUAGUUUCGGAGUUGUCCUUGUUGAGCUCUUGACUGGUCUACAACCAGUUUCUGCAGUAACAGGGUCACAAGGAAAUGAAUACAAAAGUCUUGCCACUUAUUUCAUUCCUUCGAUGCAGGAAGAUCGUCUAUUUGGCAUUCUUGACGCUGGGGUUGUGAUGGAGGGCUCCCAAACAGAUAUCAUAACUUUUGCUAACCUUGCAAUGAGAUGCUUGAAUUUGAAUGGAAGGAAUCGCCCCACAAUGAGAGAGGUCGUGACGGAGUUGGAGGCCAUUCAAAUGUUGAUUGAAAACACUGGUACUGUUCCAGAGAGUUACAACGGGGUUGAAUCUGCUGUAAGUGACAUAAAUGAGCACUGGGAUGCUGUUUCAAGUUCAACAGAGUAA
Prunus mume (Japanese apricot) is the source of this 2151-nucleotide messenger RNA. The record is from RefSeq and is a predicted model, not a curated record. NCBI's taxonomy places the organism in Eukaryota, Viridiplantae, Streptophyta, Magnoliopsida, Rosales, Rosaceae.